AUGAUCAACGGCUUCAGCGUUGGCGGGGGUCAACAGGUGACGCCAGCAGGUGCUGCAAUAAAAUUGCACUUUGCCAACAGCAACAACAACAAAAACACUAGCAACAUCAGCAGCAGCAGCAGUAGCAAUAAUAACAACAACUACAGUGGCCUUAAAACAGCGGAGCAAAAAAUGAGCAACAACAACAAAAGCAACAACAACAACAACACUGGCGAAGUGCUGAAAAUAUAUGAGAGAAUGCGGAACACAAGUGGAGCAAGUGGAGCAGCAACAAGUGGCAGCCAAGGAUCAGCCAGCUUUGUGGAACUUUCUACUGCAUCAGGAGCUGAUGCAGGGUCCGAAACUCUUCGGGCAGUUGGUUUUAUCCAAGGAUCAACCAUUUUCAGUAAAUCUGCAUCCAUCAGAGCACUUUCUCCCAAACUGGGAGGAGGAGGAGGAGCAGCGGCAAGGCCAUCUGGAGUUAUCCAAGAAUCAGGCGUUUCUACGACUUCCAGAGGCAUUUCUGUCGGAUCAGGAGCUAUCCUAGAAUCAGUUGCACCAAUGGCCAUUGGGAUUAGUCAAGAAUCAGGCAGUUUUAUGAACUACCAAACAGUAGCACCCAGAUCAGCAAUCAGUUAUUCAAGAGCAGUUUGCAAAGCUGUACCAUUAAUGGGUGUACGCAAACGAUCGGGAACUUCAACGCUAGGGACUGGAACAGGUGCUCCAAGUUGUAUUGCGGCGGCAAAGGGAGUUUCCCCAAUUGGAGCAAGCAGUCUUCGCUGGCUGUCCAUGCCUGUGAGCAACGAGAAGUCGUCAAAUGCAGGAGGAGCUGAAACUAAAGUCUUAGAUGGAGCAACAGAAAACACUGGAUCACCGGUAGAAGCUGCCAAAAGUGCCUUAGCUAACGCUCAGCCGCAGCGCACGGAGGACCAAGAAAAUGCCUUUCGACGCAUCGAGGAUGUGCACAACUAUGCCAAGCUGCAGGACUACAGCAGCGACACCGACGACGAGGAAGACGACGAUGAGGAGGAAGAGCUCGACGAAGAGGAGGAAGAUGAGGAGGUGAUCCAGGUGCCGUUGCCAGUGCAACAAGAGAUCACACGCAUUCGUCGCGACGCCGCCGAAGAGCAUGUGGACGUCGAUGUGGUCACUGUGCCGCAGCCGGAGCAGGAUCACGAUCACGAUCGCCAUCAGGUGCAACGGCAGCAGCAGCAGCAGCAGCAGCAGGAUCAGCCAUUAUCAGCGGAUAACAUACGGCCAGAGCACCAUGCUCGACGCCCCAUGAAUGCGUUCCUAAUCUUCUGCAAGCGACACCGCGGCAUUGUCAAAGAGCGCUACAAGACGCUGGAGAACCGUGCCAUUACCAAGAUACUGGGCGACUGGUGGGCUGCACUUGACGAGCAGGAGAAGCAUUGCUUUACGGAUCUGGCGCAGCAGAACAAGGACGCCUUUUUCAAUGCCAAUCCCAACUUUAAGUGGUACAAACUGCCGGCUCCGCCGCUGCGCACGCUGGCCACACGUCCCAGCAAUACGGCUGCUGGUUUGUUCAUCCCCAGCGAGGAUCAGCAGCAACAGCAACAGCAGCAGCAGCAGUUGCCAACUCCAUUGCAACUGCAGUGGGCAGAGAGAGGCGAGAUGCCGCGGGCUCUGCUGCGAGGCAACUACUUUAAGCUGGCGGACGAAACGCAGAUGGGCGAUCUGAGCUCGCUGCUGCAAGUCCAUGUACAGGAGAAGGACUACGCCCUGCAGCAGGUGCUCAGCGAGACCAGCCAGUUUCUAUCUGCCCACAUGCCCGGUGGCAAUCCGAAUGGCAGUGGCAGUAAGCGCUCCUUGCCGGACAGCAAUUCUAGCAACUCCAGCGAGGAGGAGGCGGCCAACGGUGGAUCACCCAGCAAGAAGGCGAAAUCGUCGCGCUCCUGCAAGGGCAAGAUCUACCAGGAGCUGGUCAACUCCGGCCAACUGGCGGCUAUAGCUAAGAAGAGCAAGGCUCGUUCAUCACCACCGGCCGGAAAUAUGGGUGGAAACUUCGUGGACAUUCCCUUGGAUGCGGGACCCAACACGCCGCCCGUUUCACCACCGGAACGCCAUGGCAGCAGCCCCGAUGCCAUGCAAAAGCAUGUGAGGACCGUUUCCGAGUCGAGCAGCAGUGGUUUCUUUGAUCUCGAGGAGAAGAUCAAGGAGCUGCCGGCCCUCAGCUUGGAUGCUUACCUGCAGCGUAAGCGUAGCACCAAAAAGAAGAAGAAGUUUAGCGGCAGCAAGAAACAGAGGAAUUCAAGCAGCGCCAGUGGCGGUUCAGUGGCUUCCACUGCCGGAGCAGUAGCUGCUACAGACAAAGGAACACCCACUGCAGCCAGCGAACACUUGGUAAGGAUUAAACAGCAGCAGCACCAGCAGCAUCAACAGCAGCAUCAGCAUCAGCAGCAUCAGCAGCAACUGCAGGUCGUAGGCAGCCAGCGACGCAAGGCGCGAAAGGAGAGUAUUACGCGGCGCGAUGUUAGCGCAAUCGAGCAGGAAGUGGCCUCCAUUCUGCCGCUGACCAUCAACGGUAGCUACUACUUCAAUCAGAGUGGUGCACCCAAAGCGAUGAACGCGUCUGUCACCUCGUCAUCGGCCUCGCCACCGCUAUCCUCGAACUCCUCGUCGUCGUCCUCGUCGCUCUCCUCGCAGGCGGCCUUCGACGUGACCUCCUCUACCUCAGAUCUACUCAUUCUGGCCGAAGUGGCCGCCAACCGCACUGAGCUGACCAAGUCCAACUAGCGCCAGCAGCACCACUGGCUGUCCAGCAUUACCACCAAAUAGUUAGCCCAAAUUCAAAUUCACCGCAAACUGCAAGAUUUUCGUAAUGUGAUAAGGAUAUAUUUACUACAAAUUUACUUUCUUUCAAUUUUGUCGAAAUAAUCCAAAUAUUCUCUUUCUGUUUUUUCAACCCCAAAAAAUGGCAUAACAGCUUUUAAGAAAUCAUAUCAGUUUCUAUAGCAGGGUAGAGGGAAUGCCACGUUGUGUUUAAUUUAAACAUUAAACUCUAUUUAAUGUCAUUGAAAUGUUAAAAAUAAUUUAUGUUUUAGCCUCCUUAAAAUGCAUUAUUAUAUAAUUUUGAAAGAGUCAUCACUUUAAGAAAUUAACGAGAGAAUAUUCCCUUACAAAAGAGAAAAUGUCAAUUGAAAACUUGAAAAUUAUAAUUUAAACGCCAAGCUAUUGUCAUUAUGGUGGUCUUGCAGUUAAGAUAAGCACCCUUCUUCGAUUCUUACAAAUGCUUUAAGCUAUUUGCUGGUGGUGCCACAUGGAGAUGAAAAAAACAGACAUUCGUUGAUCUACAAUUUAGUCAAUAAUAUUAUGUAAAAACAAGAAAGCGAGCCAGCAGAAGGGAAGAUGAGAAGAGAGUCGGGACGGCAGCGAAUUAUGUAUUUUUUGUUAUAAUGACGGCAGGAGAAAAUCCGCGUCAGUUUCACACCCAUAUAUAUCUAUAUAUUUUGUAUUUAGAUAACUUGUUCUGUUUUUUUUCUUGUUAAGUUUCUCCUUUUAUCGAGCCGCGUUCGAUAAGCAGCAAAAUUAGCAAAACCAACAGCCGAACGCUCAUUAAAUGUUAAUUAUUAUUAUUUCUAAUAUAUAGUCGUAAUUUAUUGCUACAUUUGUCAAAACGCAAACAAUUUGCAAACAAAAAUAUAUUCAUUUUAAAGUGGAAA
This is a messenger RNA of Drosophila elegans, 3662 nucleotides long. RefSeq names its product probable serine/threonine-protein kinase yakA (gene bbx). The transcript is spliced from 3 exons. Gene Ontology annotation, molecular function: DNA-binding transcription factor activity, RNA polymerase II-specific; RNA polymerase II transcription regulatory region sequence-specific DNA binding. Lineage: Eukaryota; Metazoa; Arthropoda; Insecta; Diptera; Drosophilidae. The coding region runs from base 1 to 2736 and encodes 911 amino acids. The record is from RefSeq and is a predicted model, not a curated record. Gene Ontology annotation, biological process: regulation of transcription by RNA polymerase II. Gene Ontology annotation, cellular component: nucleus.